CAUAAUUCGCACCGCACAACCAAAAAACACAAAUGGAAAAUGGACGUAGAGCUGAUGCGCUCUGCCUCCAAGCCAGGGGAGCCUUUUUCAUUCACUUUUUCUCUCUGUAUUCGUUCGAAACAGUAGAGAACUGGAUGAGUCAGUCAGAUCUGUCAAAAUGAUUGUGUUUUUUUUUUUCCUGAUGCGCAAAACGAAAAAACACGACAACGUUUUGCUCCCUUUUCCGUUUCGCUGACGAACACAUAUCGCACCUAUCAUAGUACAAGGAAGAAUAGAGCGUUGUCCAAAGCCGAGACGUCAAAACAUAUAUCACGAUCAUUUUUGACCAUUGUACGCACUCAUCAUGGAAGUGAAAGUUUCUUCCACACCCUCCGAGAACGACCGGGGCGGCGCCGACGACCACACCAGCAACCUGAGCGAGUACGAGAAGCUGCGUCUGCAAAAAAUCAAGCGGAACGAAGACCGGAUGAAGGAGCUCGGUCUCUUCCGGACCAAGGAGGCACUCAAGAAAAAGAAGACCGGGACGAAGAAGGAAAAAACCUCGAGGGUGUCCCCCGAGCUCCCGCAGCGACGUUCCUCUCGAAAACGAAAAUCGGUCGCCAACUAUAGCGCGGAACAGGUGAUCCCGAUGUACAGCGACGAAGAAGACCUAGAGUCAGACAGACCCAACACUGACGACGAAGACGAAAUCGAGGACGCAAAAGACGACUACGAAAUCUCUGACAACGAUAAUGACGAUGACAGCGAUCGAGAGGACGAAGACGAAUCGUAUCUGAAGCCAAAACCCCAAAAGAAACGAAAACGAUCCGAAGUCGACAAGCCUAGCGACUCCGGUGCGGCAGCAACCAGCAAAAGCACCAGCACCCGCGAUUCCGCAAUCGAUACUACCUCGUUCGACUGCGUUAACCCGAAAGGCGGCCUCACCCUCGAAUACGCCAAGACCGGCCGGUCCAAGUGCCGCAAGUGUCGGAACCCCAUCGAAAAGGGCAAGCCCCGGGUGGGCAUGGAGGCGUGGAUCGUCGGCCGGAACUGCAUCACCUGGCAGUGCCCGGAGUGCCUCCUGGACAACCUUUGCUGCGCCUACGAAAAAUCGGGAACCGGCAAGGGAAAAUGCAAGUCGACCCACCGCCCCUUUGCCAAGGGAAAGCUCAAGGUUGGCAUCCGCUGUCAUACCGCCACCUCCUACUACCACGUUGGGGCGGUGGUUGACGUUCUAAACAACGUGGUGGACCUGAUGGUGUCCGAUCGAAACAAAUCCUAUACCGGCUUUGAGCUGUCGGUGGAUUCCAUUGACGGAACCAAAAAACUAUCUCCGGAGGACCGGGCGCAGCUGGCGUCGGUCCUGCAGGGAGUGUCCCCGAACCGGGACGGCCCGGCUUCCAAGCGCACCGCUACCCCAGUCGGGGCGAGCGAAAAAGCGAAGAAAAACGCUUCCCCCAGGACUGGGGCGAAGGCGAAAGCUGACAAAGGCGCCCGGAUGGGGUCGCAGCCAAGUGCCGGUGCGAAGACCAACGCGAGGGGCAGAGUAGAGUGGAAGUUUGGUGGGAGGACCUGUUACGGAACGCUGCUCCCGAGCAUGGAAACGAAAACCCACUGCUACGCCAGAACCCAGAGGGGUAACACCAAAACGCUCGCAAAGGGCAAGGACUAUUGGUCGGUCCUCGCCUAGUGAGACCAGCAGCAGAGGAAAGUACGACACUGCACGGCGAUGGAGAAGAAAGGAGGUUUCGUCUGUCGGUGAUCGAUUGUCAAGAGAUUGUAUGUAAAAUAAUUCCUGAAAUCCAUA
Pseudo-nitzschia multistriata is the source of this 1786-nucleotide messenger RNA. NCBI's taxonomy places the organism in Eukaryota, Bacillariophyta, Bacillariophyceae, Bacillariales, Bacillariaceae. The record is from the annotation of a GenBank genome assembly.